AAUGAAGAUGGAUGACAAAAGAUUCAAGUUACUACUAGGAGUCCAUUAUUUAGGGUCAACAAGUAAACUAUAACAAUCAUUCUUAGACUACUUUGCCUCAUCCACUAAAGCAUCAACUAUAAAAAAAUGUGUCCAGACUUAAACAUCUACCUAAGAUUGUACUCAAAAUGACUAUUCUAUACAAUCUCCUUAAAUUAUUAAGGUAAUUAUUCUAAUAUUAUUGUUCUAGAAAGUCAAGACAACAGCUGAUAGUACUUAACAUACUUAUGAAGAUGAAUUUUACUGUCAUGAGAAUCUAAAAAUAGAGGAUUGUGUAUAAUUACCUAUUACUUUCACAAAUCGAAACAGUGUCAUUCCAAAUUAAAAAUAGUUCUAUUAUAUCAAUCCACUCUAUAUAUAAGAAUUCAAAGAAAAAGAAUAUAACUAUAAAACUAGAGCAAUAAUACUUAAUAGAAUCCUUGACAAUUGUAUUAAUAUGAACAAUCCUUACUUUCAUAAAGCUAUUUAUCUAUUUGAUCUAUUUCUAAGUAAACUCAAAUGCAAGACUAUAUCAAAUCAAUAAUAAUUAAGAUUUCUAUCUUUGGCUAUAAUAUUUGUUAUCACUAAAAUGAAUUCAGAAAGUCCAAAUGUUAAUCUUUUACUUUCAUAAUCAUCACUCAACAUGAACAAAUAAUAAUUAUUAUAAUAUGAAAGACUUAUACUUAAAGUAUUAGAUUGGCAUACAAAUCCAUUAACAUUAUAAGAUGUAUUUUAUGAGGUUACUUUACGAUUUUAAGUAGCUUUUCCAAAUUUAAAUGUAUACAUAUCUAAUCAACAAUUAAAUUUGAAAAUCUAAAUUAAUGAAAAUGAUAUGAAACUUAUUAACUAAAUUCUAAAUGUCAUUAUUUUGGAUCAUAACUAUCUAAGUUAUGAUUUUGAUGAUUUAUCCUUUUCAAUUUUAUAUGUGAUUUACUAAAAGGAUCUCAAAGAAAAUGAAUUUGAAGAUUUUCUAAAAUAUUAUGAAAAAUCAAAAUAAUAAAUCCUAACUUCAAUUAAAUUUGUAUCCAAAUUUAUUAGAGUUGUUUAAUAAUUGGUAAUUUAUUAUAUUAAAUUAUUUUUAGAAUGAGAAAUAGUUAGACAUAAAUUCAUUAGAAAUACUAAAAUUAGUUUGUGAUUGA
Molecule: messenger RNA, 1157 nt
Organism: Paramecium pentaurelia
Lineage: Eukaryota; Ciliophora; Oligohymenophorea; Peniculida; Parameciidae
Source: the annotation of a GenBank genome assembly